AAAUUGGAACGUUAACAAACAUGGCGAUUAACUUAUUCUUGAUUCUUGUCAUUUUAUUGUGAUGCUCGUUGUGUAAAAAGUACUUUUUGCUGCGAAAAAAUGGCUGACACCGGACUACGUAUGAAUUUUGCAGCUUUAAAGAGGGCAGAUCCAUAUGCGCGGGAAAUAAUAGAUAGUGCUACCCACGUUGCUCUGUAUACAUUCGAAGAACAAGAAUGGGAGAAAACUAACAUCGAAGGCGCAUUGUUUGUGUACAGUAGAAAUGGUGAACCGUAUCAUAGUUUGGUAAUUAUGAACAGAUUGAAUACGAAUAAUUUAAUUGAACCAGUAUCGAAAGGAAUAGAGUUACAAUUAAAGGAGCCUUUCCUGCUUUAUAGGAAUUCUAAGUGUCGUAUUUACGGCAUAUGGUUUUACGAUAAAGACGAGUGUGUUAGGGUGGCUACAAAAUUAAAUUCUAUCGUUAAAGAUUCGAUGAAACCGGUUGAAAAUAUGGCACAAAAUCCUGUAUAUAAUGCACCAGCUAACUCUAGUGCUCCUGUUGAUAUAUUUACAAUGCUGAGCAAAGCUCAAGAUGAUUUUAAAUCUAACAAAGGUGUAACGAACAAAAAUGAAUCGACACCGUCUAGAGCUCCCGAUAUGACGUCGCAAAGCGUGAUGGAUUUCUUCGCUAAGGCCGGUAGUGGCGCCGCUGCUCAAAUGCCUGCAGUGUCUUCUCUUCCGUCACCAGGCGUGUUCGGUCCGCGGCCGUCCGAUUCUCGCGAGGGUCCAUUGCUUCUGCAGAGGCUGAUGAGUAAUCCUGCACACUCAGUGGAGCACAUAGAGAAACAACAAAGGUCUGUCACUCCACAAGAGAAUCAAAAUGCUAACGGUGGCAUUCCUUUGGACACUGCAAUGAGGCAGAAUAGUGGAUUUCCGCUAAAAUCCACACCAAUUGACUCACAAGGCCAACAAAGGAUAUCCAAUAUGCAGAAGAUGCCUUUAGAUACAGUGGAUGCCAAUGGCCCCAAUCCUUUAGAGAGUGAAUUAAAUCUUAUGCAUAUUUCAUCACCCAAGCCGACCUCCCCAUUGGCUUCAUAUUUGAAUCAAUCACAGGACCUCGGCCACCCGGUAAGCUCUUUUAAUGGUAAAUUUGAAGAAGUGGGAAUGUUUCCAUUGGGUAAUCCUCUAGCUGCUCAGCAGAAGCCAGCUCUGAUGCCACCAACAAUGUUUACCGUUACCACGGGAGGAGAUGUCCAGCCAUCACCCGAACCUUUGACUAGGAAUCAACUACUUCAAGCAUUCAACUAUCUUCUUAAACAUGAUGCAGAUUUUGUUAACAAGUUACAUGAGGCUUAUGUAAAAUCUUUUUCAGAAAAAGCAUUUUCCGUUUCGUAAAUUUGAUUUACUCAAGGCUAUUGUUAACAAUCAACAUGUACAGUUGUAAUGUGAAGUAUGAGUCCUUUAAAGAUGUUGCGUAGACCCUUUCUAGUUUUAUAGCGACUUAUUUGGGAAGAUUAUUUUUAAAUAAGUUUUAAACGUUUGACUGUGUCAUUCAAAUGAUUAUAGAGAAUAAAUUUUAGUAACAUCACAAAUUUAGAAAUUUACCUGUACAAACUGUUUGUGAUAUAUUCUUGAAUUGGAUACUAUGACUAUAAAAUAUAGUAUAGUAGUUGUAUGACCGUAAUUACAGGUUACAUUACCUGAUAUUGGUAAAUUUGUCUGUUGCUCCUUCCCCUACAAUGGACUAUGUAUAAGUUUUCCAUUACAUGUUUUCAGUUCUAUCUACUUAUUUGACUUGAAAAAUGCUCGUAAAAGCAAUCGAUUUUUUUCUUUAUAUAGAUAUUUAUGAUGAGUCAUCUCAAAGAGAUGAUGACAAAAGAUUAUAAUGACAGUUUGUUGCAAUAAAACAUGAAAAAGUGGUAUUUGAGAAUUAUAUUGCUUGAUUUUAAGGACUUUGAAAAUACUAUUUUUAUAAGGUUGGAAAUACCUUUGUCCAGUUAAAUUUUACUCAUUGUAUACCUUUAUUUCUGAUAAGAUUUUGAAGUCACAUGUUUUAUAUUUUAUAAAUUCUUAACUUUUCACCAGCAUGUGUUACUUGUUUUAGAAAUCGUAAUUUUUAUAGUAAGGAAUAAUUUUGAUAAACAAAAUACCCCACCUGGGAGUCCAGUGAGCAAUAAUUAACUUA
Molecule: messenger RNA, 2164 nt
Organism: Papilio polytes (common Mormon)
Lineage: Eukaryota; Metazoa; Arthropoda; Insecta; Lepidoptera; Papilionidae
Gene: DCP1
Product: mRNA-decapping enzyme 1A
Exons: 1
Coding region: 100-1374 (424 amino acids)
Biological process (GO): deadenylation-independent decapping of nuclear-transcribed mRNA; deadenylation-dependent decapping of nuclear-transcribed mRNA; positive regulation of catalytic activity
Cellular component (GO): P-body
Molecular function (GO): mRNA binding; enzyme activator activity
Source: RefSeq, a predicted model, not a curated record